CAAGUUCCUUGGCUAACACCACAAUAUCCGCCGCCUGCGGACCGCUAGGGUUUUCGCUCCCUCCCUCCUCCAACGAAGUCCGCGAGAAAACUGGUGAGCGAUGGAUCCUUUCUCGUCUCCGGCGCCGUCGAGCGGUUCGUCGGGUCCCUCGCCAGAGGCUCUGAUGGACCAAGUCAAGACCCAGCUUGCCCAGGCCUACGCCGAGGAGUUCCUCGAGACAGUGAGGAGCAAGUGCUUUGCAAAGUGCAUUACAAAGCCAGGAACAAGCCUGAGCGGGAGUGAGAGCAGCUGUAUCUCUAGGUGUGUGGAAAGGUACAUUGAGGCAACAGGUAUCAUUGGUCGAGCCCUUUUCAGUUCCCCACGCUAGUUCAAGACCUUCAAUGUCUUCCUGGUUCCUGAAAUUUUGGACAAAUCCGAGAUGGGGGAAUUUUAUUCUCAAAAAAAGAGAUGGGGGAAGUUGUUGGCUGAGCAUUUUACAACAAUAUACAGUUUCAUUUACCUUCAUAUUCAAAUUUUCAGUACAUCAGCUUUAUGGGGGUUCCUAUUAUUAAGCAGGAGCAAAUUUUUCUCACUUUAAUGGGCCCAUAACAUCUAAGAUUUAUGUGUGGGUCAUGAUUUUCUGUGCUACAUUGAGGUGACAUUUCUGUGAUGCUCUCUCUUACAGCAAUUUUCAGUCAUAAAAAAUGAAUUGCUUCUGCAGUUAUUUGCGUUGCCUACACAAAGAUAAAGCUUUCUUAA
Messenger RNA from Phoenix dactylifera (date palm), 738 nucleotides. It is a transcript of the gene TIM13, whose product is annotated as translocase of the inner mitochondrial membrane 13. The record is from RefSeq and is a predicted model, not a curated record. NCBI's taxonomy places the organism in Eukaryota, Viridiplantae, Streptophyta, Magnoliopsida, Arecales, Arecaceae.